Stegastes partitus (bicolor damselfish) is the source of this 5218-nucleotide messenger RNA. RefSeq names its product pleckstrin homology domain containing A4 (gene plekha4). Bases 714 to 4694 code for a protein of 1326 amino acids. The transcript has 24 exons. NCBI's taxonomy places the organism in Eukaryota, Metazoa, Chordata, Actinopteri, Pomacentridae. The record is from RefSeq and is a predicted model, not a curated record.
GACAUCUAAAAAAAAAAAAAAAAAAACAGACCUAUUUGAGGUGUUUAAACUAUAACUUACAUAAAAAGCACAAGUUAUAAUUAAGUAAAAAUUGCAUAUAUCUGUGCUAUUAUGCAGCACUAAUGGAGUUUGCUGUAUAAAACAAUGACAGCAGGUGCAGAUGUGACAAACAUACCACAACAUCUGACAUAAAAGGCUAAAUAUGCGGAUGAAUCCCUCAGUGACAGCCUGGCUCUCCAGAAGUCCCUGACACCCCUCUGCACACAUUUGUUCUCAACAUGCCACUUCACUUUCUCCCGGCACCGCGCACUCUUUUAUUUUGGCUUUUCCUGUCCUCGGCAGUACACGUUCUUGCAGCUCGGGAUGCAUUUCAAAUCUCGUCUCUCAUACCAGCCCGUCCCCGCUGCCAGAUUGGUUUUCACACAGUCCCGGCCCCUCCCUUGCUACCACGGCGACGCAGCUGUCACCUGUCAGUUUCGUGGUAGGGGAUGCGCAACCGGCCUGUUAUGGCUCAGAAUAGCAUUGUGGGAGAGUUUUGCUGGAAGUGGGGAGAGCACGGCAACCAAGUCUUUGAGAGAAUGAACAGUUGACUAGGAAACUAUCUCAACUAUAUAGGAAUGUAGCAUAUGUGUGUUCGGAGGUUACGGGGUGCCGCUCAUGGGAGAGACUGACCGCUUCUACAGGGGGAGAGACUCUGGUUCACAUUGCAUUGAAUGGAUGACCAGGACAGAGUAAGCCAAGCAUCCAGUGUGGCCACAAUAUCCUAUUUUCCUGUCAUUAAGGAAGGUGAUGGGAAGGUGCAAACAUUUGGGAAACGAUGUCAGGCUGCCAAGAGGGACCCCAACUGUGCCGUGGUCAUCAGAGGAUGGCUCAACAAAAAGGACAGCUCUGGUUUAAAGCUGUGGAAGAGAAGAUGGUUCGUCCUCUCCAACUACUGUCUGUUUUAUUACAAAGACAGCAGAGAAGAAUCAGUGCUGGGCAGCAUCCCACUCCCGAGCUACAAAAUCCUGUUCUGCACGCCGCGGGAAUGCAAGAACAGAAAGUUCACCUUCAAGGUGGUGCACCAGGGAAUGCGCUCUUAUUUCUUCAGUGCUGACACUCAGGAGGACAUGUUGGGUUGGGUCCGAGCCCUCAGUCAGUCUGCUUCCAUGGAGCCAGACAGCACCAUGAACAGACGUUGCUCAAGUUAUCAGGAUUUUACGCAGAUAGGUGGCAGCACUGAAUCGGUGGACUUCCCCAAAGCCCCCUCAGAUGAAGAGGGUCCCCCCCGAAAACACCGGCACGCCAGCAGAACCCUAAGUGAACCAUAUCAGCUGAGCGGAGGGAGGAUGGGGAGGUCGCAGUCAGAGCACAGGGAGAGGUGGGGUGGACUUCAGAGAAACACCAGCCCUUCAAACAGAACCCCCAGCCCUCCUGAAUUCAGCAGAAGACGAGCUUACUGUCCAAACAAAGAGGAAGAUUCUCUCCCCGGUCAAGACAUGCCACCACAAACAGACGCGAUGGGGACGACCUCAAGAGGCCAACUGGGGUCUCGACCUCACACGCCAGUGGGACGGGUGGACAUCCGACCCCAUGAUGACCCGCUCAUGGGGCCACAGACCCUGUACUACGCACCUGCUUCACCCAAGCUGGAGUUCAACUCCACUCCUACAACACCAGUCACAGAAAGGUGGCAAAGUCUGAGCAAGCCUGUUCCUACUUAUGGUUCUGUCCAUCACAUAUCAAGUGGGCGAAGACCUUUGGGAAAGAGCUACUCCACAGGGGCACAGGCAGACUUGCUGCCCCCUUUACCCCCCUCAUCGAGAGCUGCACAUGCCCCCCACCCCCCACAACACCACCACCACCAUCAUCACCAUCACCGCAGCCAUUUAUCUGUUUGUGUGCUACCGCAGGCUAUGGCUCCGAAACCUGACCCGAGGGAAAUGCCACCGAUCCGGCCUCUUGAAAGUGACGCAGAUGUCGUGCUGACGAGGUUGUGUGGGUGUGACAAGCUGCUGCAGUCUCUGUCCGUCGAACUGGCCCAGUUACAAAUGGAUAAGGACAGUGUCCAGUGUGCAUUAGAAGUGUCCAGGAUACAACUAGAAGAGUGGAAAAGUCAGGGGCCUCGAGCACACGAAGAGGUUCUGACCCAGAAGGCUUUGCUCCAAGAAGAGCUGGUCACAAUCCGGGCCAGAAUGUGUGACGUGUCAAUGGAAAUGGAGCGAGUAUGGAGUCAGUAUGAGAGGAUGGAGAGUGAACUGUCCGUUAUACGUUCACACCUUCAGCACAUCUGUAACUUUGGCAUGCCACAGGAGCAGUCUCAGGCUCAGAGAGAGCUGUGGAUGAUGGAGGACAUCCUCGCUGGACUGAAGGUCAACAGGGAUCAUUUCCGCUUCCUGCUGGGACUACAGAGACACCACAUGUUCCAGUCUGCAGCUCCACAUCCUGGGUCCCCUGGUUCUCCCACAGAGAGGCUGCAGAGUGGACUGCCAAUGGACAUGGAACAAGAGCCGCCAGUCCGCCCACCGUUACCCCAGGAGCUACAGGAAAGCCACCAGAGCAGGGACCAGGGCCACGGUUGGAGCGAGUCACCAUACGAGGGAAUCUACAGCCACACUGUUGAUCCUACGCACAGAAGAGGAAACAGUCAGCCUGACCUCCUUAACGUGAAAGCACACAGAGACGCAUCCGAAUCCCAGCCCGGUUCAAAGUGGAUCCCACCAGACACAACCAACCAAUCAACCAAGAAGAUGAAAAUGAAAAUGAGCGAAGAGGAGCAGAUUGAGAGGAUGAAGAGGAAUCAGGAGAGGAUGACUAACAGGAAGAAACCUCCCAUACCUGCUCCAAGCACCCAGACCCAGAGUCAAAGUUCAGAAACAAAGGAAGAGGCCCCCUUUCCCUUAAGGGUGACACGAGUUGUGACAGCCGUCCUGCCGUCCUCGCUGGUGGCCAGACGAGUUUCUGUCGAGGAUCCCCCGGCUGAGCUCGACAUCCCACUGCCCGAGCAGAUCCCACCCGAGAUGCAGCAAAAACUGGCUGAGCAGAACAAGAAGCUGUUGAACAAGCCACCCAGGCGGCUGUUGUUGGACAGCCCCGAUCAGACCCGGGCCUCGGUGGAGAUGAGCCCGGAUCAGCCCGUUAGAAAAACUAGCAGAAUGCAGCAUCAGGGAGCAUCCAGGAUCCCCAAGAAGGAGUCGCGUUCAGAAGCGAGCAGAGCCGAAAGUACAUCAAGCAACCAAGUUCAGGACCAAGCAGGUUUAGGAAAUGGAAGCGAAAGCUCGAGUCUCAGGGGAGACGAUCGCUCUUCUGUCCUUCUGACCCCUGACACGGACCCUGACCCCUGUCUGACCCCUGAACAGCGAGAGGCCAAGCUCCGACGAGUGGAACGAAUACGAGAAAGAGUCAUACGGAGCGCAGUCAGAGAGAGUGCUACUACACACAACCAAGUCCCAAUCAGGGGACAGCGGAAGGACGUUCACCAGGAUCGCCCUGAUACAGCGAGAAAACAAAGAAUGAAAGCAGGCCAUGAAUCUCACAAUAGCUAUGGAAGCAGUGAGAAUAAUUUCAGAAGUUCUGCAGAACUUCAGCUGUCUAGCACAACAUCUCAGGAUGACGAUGAAGAACAACAACAUGUUAAAAAAUCUAAAACUCAGGUCAAGUUUGGGAACAAAGCACAGCACAGUGGGAGAGCAGGGGUUGCCAAAACCAAAAUCAAACGUCCGGAUUCACCGUAUCACGUCUCAUCCAUGAUUGUCUACCAGAAAGAUGGAGGAAAAGGGUUCAUAAGUUGCAAGGACGAUGAGCAGAAGAAGCUUGAAGAACCUGCUGACGAUGAUAAUGAAAGUGAUUUCAAGUCCUCUGAUCUGAGAUCCAAGUGGUUCCUCUCCACCAACCAGUGGCAAGGGUUCAUGCCUCUGCAGAUCCCCGGCAUAGAAACACUGUGCAAUGAGGAGACGGCAGACAUGGAGACUCAACCAGCUUGCUCUGAUGACAAUAAUGAUUCCAAUGAAAUGUCAUCAACAGUGAGUGAAAGCUUAGAGAAAAUGAAAGAGAACCAUUCACUCUUCUACAAGAUUGCAUGUGACAUCAGUAUUUCCGACUCGGACAUAACAAAGAAUGAUGUGAAUCCAUGUGCUCAGACAUCGUCUAGGCCAGAAGAGGAGGAAACACUGCUGAUCACUGAAUCUGAUGGGGCUGGUAAUGGUGGGACAUCAUCCGACCAAGAGAGCAAGGAUUCCACGCAGCAUUUGACAUCAGAUGUUACUGAAAACAAUCAAACAGCUGAUAACAAAUCCCAAGAUUCAACAGGGGAAAUCGAGGAGAAAGCAGCAAUAACAACUACAGCAAAUCCAUCAGAAGAGGAAUGCGUUAAUGAAAAGAUCACUCCAAACGAAUACGAGGACAACUCAGGGCAAGAAAGCAAGCUGAAAGUUGCAGAAACCAUCGAUGAAGCUCGUGUUCAGGACGCUGAUUCAGAUCAGACCCUGGACAAAUGUGCAAAGACAAAAGAGCCAGAAGAAAAGAAAGAGGACCAAGAAAGAGGUGAAGAAUUAAGGAAAUGUAGAAGCCUAAGUGCCGACAACUAUGAGAUUAUGCAAGAAAGAGGUGACAAACACGUUGUCGCUCUAUCCAGCUCUUCGUUUGAGGGCGGAAGUGUGAUUCGGAGUGCUUCCUUUGGGAAGGCAAGAGUAACUGUACUGAGGACAAGUUUGUAGAAGCAAGAACAGUGGCGACUUAAAGAGCUUAAGUGAACGAACUUGGGAAGGACAAGAACACAGUUAAGUGAUUUAUCGUAACGGAAAAUGAGAACGAAUGAGGACUUGGAAGGGUUUUGACCUAACUUAGAGUUAGAAUUUCUUUAAUGGGAACAGAGAAAAUCAGAAAUGGAGGUAAUAUAUCGUAAACUUGAACAUUUCCAUUUUCAUUAGUAGGAUAUCAGCGCAGACACAAUGGAAAGUCUUAAUAUAUCAUCAAAAUACAACUAUGUAUGCAAAUAUACUGUAGUUCUUGCAGCUGAUGGUACAAACCAAAUACGUCAUGUAUGGUUGUUGUCAAAUACGUGUCCAGUGUUUGAAGUUAACACAUUCAUUCCUCUCAAAAUACGCAUCUAACGCAACACAGGAAUUAUAGACGAUGGCUGCUUUUGGUUCGGCAACAUAACCCUGUCACCGUAACAAAAUGUGUUUUGUAUCACAGAUUGUAUCCUGAUUGAAUAAACAUGUUGUGUGCUACAUCGAGA